Toxorhynchites rutilus septentrionalis is the source of this 11480-nucleotide messenger RNA. RefSeq names its product cubilin homolog. The coding region runs from base 95 to 11266 and encodes 3723 amino acids. The record is from RefSeq and is a predicted model, not a curated record. Gene Ontology annotation, molecular function: calcium ion binding. NCBI's taxonomy places the organism in Eukaryota, Metazoa, Arthropoda, Insecta, Diptera, Culicidae. The transcript is spliced from 14 exons.
CGACAUCGCGGCACUGAUCGGGAGUUCCAAUUGAAUAAAAAAUAAAAGUGGGAAAUUAUUUAGUGAGUUUAAUGUGUGCCGAAGGAAUGUCGAUAUGAUUACUAUGAAGAGUCGAGUGAAAUUGUUACUAUUGCUGACAUCAAUCAUACAUGUACAAUGUUACUUCGAAAAUCAGCCCAAAAUUUUGUCCAACGAUGGUCAUCUCAUCAUUGAAUCGGCUGUGGACCGAAAUAUAUCGUUUUUCCUGAGAGGAAACGGUUACCUGAACGUGGGGGACUUCAGCUUGGGUAAGAUGAUCCAGAGUCUUGCCAAUGUGUCAUCGUUGUCCCGUGAUAUCCCCAUCGGUGAAGAUAGCGCUCAGCUUCAGAAUCUUAUCGACGUCGUAAAGGGACCUUUUGGCUUGAUAAAACGCGUUACCGCUCUGGAAAAUGGAACAACUGAAUCCAAUGGAGGAAGAGAUCGGGGUCGAUUGAAUAAUAUCAACCGACGUCUGGGUGCUCUGGAACGCAAGGUUAACAACAUGAUAACGAAAUUGCGGGAGAAUAACUGCAAAACAAGUCCCUGUCAGAACGGAGGUACGUGCAUCAGUCUAUAUGAUUCGUUUGUUUGCCAGUGUCCAAGGAAUUGGGAGGGCCCAACAUGCGCCAACGAUGUGAAUGAAUGCUCGGAGUUCGCCGGCACUGAUUUGGGAUGCCAAAAUGGUGCCACCUGUAAGAACACACCCGGGAGUUACAGUUGCAUUUGUGCAAGUGGAUGGCAGGGGAUCCAUUGCAAUAGUCGAACCAAGGAUUGUAUGUCCUCCGGAAAUGAGCUAUGCGGGCAUGGUACGUGUGUUCAGAUAAGGGAAGACCCCGGCUUCAAAUGCAUAUGUGAGCAAGGCUGGAAAACAAACGGCGUCACUCCGGCUUGUUCCGUGGACGUUGAUGAAUGUUCUGAGAGUAAGCCGCACUGCUCCAAGGAUCCAGAAGUUAGUUGUAUCAACCUGCCAGGCUCAUUCGUUUGCGGAAGUUGUCCUCCUGGCUAUUCAGGUAAUGGAUUCUACUGUGUGGAUAUUGACGAGUGCCAAACCAACAACGGUGGAUGCAGCACGUCCCCAUCCGUUUCGUGUAUUAAUUUGAGGGGAACAUAUAAAUGUGGGAGCUGCCCGCCUGGAUAUACGGGUGAUGGUAAGACGUGUAUUGUGAAAAGUAGCAGAUGUUCGCCAGGACUGUGUCAUCCAAUGGCUCGAUGUGUGGAGUAUAUUGUCGGUGUUGCGAACUGUGUUUGUUUACCAGGCUAUCAGGGAUCAGGUAUUGGUCCAAAUGGGUGUGUGAGAAUGCCUACGAAUCCAUGUGCCUUCAAUCCGUGCAAGAACGGAGGAACAUGUACUCCAAAUGGUAGCAACUAUACCUGCAGCUGUCCACCGGGAACAGCCCAACCUAACUGUAUUCGAUUUGUUACACCCUGUGUGCCCAACCCAUGUUUCAACGGCGGAACAUGUGCCCCAUUCAUGGACCGAUAUUAUUGUUCUUGCCCAACGGGUUACACCGGGAUUCGUUGUCAAGGUGCCUCUCGGUCAUGCGGUGGUAUACUCGAUUCUUAUUCUGGAAUUCUACGGUACCCAGUUGAUAAUGGAACCUACAAUCACAACUCGAGAUGCGCAUGGUUGCUCAAAACUAAUCAUACAAAGAUUCUGAAUGUUACAUUCACGCAGUUCCACGUAGAAGAUGCGAUUUCUUCUGGAGAAUGCAAGUUCGAUUGGUUACAGAUUCACGAUGGAAAAACCUCAGCGGCACACAACAUCGGCAGAUUCUGUGGUAACCAACUCCCCAACGGGGGUAAUUUAUUGUCUACGCACAAUUUCCUAUACCUCUGGUUCCGGUCUGACAACAGCACGGCUCACGAUGGAUUCGAGCUACACUGGGAAAGUAUAGACCCUAUCUGUGGGGGCGAAAUAACGGUGAAAAGUCACGGAAUUCUUGCUUCACCCGGGUCGCCAGGAAAUUACCCACCUAAUAGGGACUGCAAGUGGUAUCUCACAGCACCGCCUGGAAAACGACUACAGUUCCACUUUUAUACGAUGAUGUUGGAGUCACACAAUUCUUGUGAGUUUGACUAUGUUCAGAUCAACGACGGAUUGCGUGAUGACGCGCCUAUGUUGGUGAAGUAUUGUAAUACAUCCCACCCGGAACCAUUGGUAACACCUAGUAACGAAGCGACAAUUUAUUUCCAUUCGGAUGAAGAUCGGAGUGAUGCUGGCUUCCAAAUCAGCUACGCACUAAUCGAAGGAAUUCCAGGUUGUGGCGGAACAUUCACGAAGCCAGAAGGAGAGAUAAACUCUCCGAGGGGCAACAACGAUAAUCUUUACCCGCAUAAUUUGAACUGCGAAUAUUUGAUUCAGCUGCCGGUAGGCACCAGGAUAGAGAUUAAUUUCAACCGAUUCCACCUGGAAGCCAGCGACUCUUGUAAAUUCGAUUACUUGGAGUUGUUUGAUGGACGAAGUCCUGAGGACCCUUCGCUUGGGAAGUACUGCGGAAAUGAGCUACCGCCUGUGUUCACAUCAAGCGCGAAUAAUAUCCUUUUCAAAUUUCGCACGGAUUGGUCGACUUCGCAUGGUGGCUUCUCGUUGAAUUACAAUGUGCAAUGUGGUGGCGUUUUCACUAACCCCGACGAAGAGAUCACCAGUCCAGGAUAUCCAAAGCCGUAUACGGCCAAUCAACAGUGUGACUACCUUAUCCAAGCUCCCGUUGGAAAAGCGAUUUUAUUGGACUUCUCUGAUUUCGACAUCGAAGGCAAUUCAUAUCCGAGUUGCGACCUGGAUUAUGUACAAAUUUUCGAUGGAUAUGAACCCAAAAACAAUAGUGUUAUUGGUCGAUACUGCAGCGCUAAACCACCGCCGAGAGCCGUGUCAACGCUGAACGUGAUGCUCUUACGAUUCGUAUCUGACCUUUCUAUCAGCGGAAGAGGUUUCAAAGCGAAUUAUUCCCUCAUCGAUGUCUCGUGUGGCGGUGUGAUCACCUCUGAAGAAACAAUGAUACGAUCCCCUUCGAGUUCAGACAGAGGAACAUAUCUUCACGAUUUGGACUGCAAGUGGUUGAUCGUGGCACCCAAAACGCAUGCCAUUCAACUGUCGUGGAACAGUUUCGAGCUGGAGAAGAGUACCACCUGCACAUAUGACUUCGUAGAGAUCUACGAUAAUUCAUCGCAAACUAACGGAUUCGUGGGCAGAUACUGUGGACUCAACAAACCACCGGCAAUUACGAGUUCUGGUAAUUUGCUGACAAUUCGAUUCAAAACGGACAGUUCGAAUUCGAAGAGUGGAUUCAGUUUGUCCUUUACAUUCUUGGAUGUAAGAAAAUUGUGUGGUGGCAGUUUCUACACAGCAGAAGGCGUUCUGAGGUCACCCGGGUUCCCGAACGAGUAUACUUCCGAAAAAGUUUGUGAGUGGAUCAUCACGGUUCCCAUGGGGCAGCAAAUUCGACUUAACGUGAAAAGUUUCAUCAUGGAAAAACAUCACAACUGUAUAUUCGAUGGAUUGGAAAUUCGUAACGGUGGUACGGCCAGCUCUCCGCUGAUCGGAAAAUAUUGCGGAACGGACGAUUUCAAUGGGUUGAUUUCAUUCAGUAAUAAAUUGUAUUUGAGGUUUUAUUCAGAUAGAUCUCGAAAUUACGCAGGCUUUGAGAUAGAAUGGGAUGGAACUGCAACCGGAUGUGGAGGUGUGCUAAACUCGCACAGAGGAUCAAUCAUUUCACCCCACUAUCCUGAACCCUACGGCACCAAUGCUGAGUGCUCGUGGAGAAUAAGUAUAAGCGCGGGCUCUUCGAUUCAUAUCGUGUUCACCGAUUUAGAACUAGAGAGUCAUUCGAACUGUAGAUAUGAUUACUUGGAAAUAUACGACGGUCGUGAUGUAUCUGGCAAAAAUUUGGGCCGAUUCUGUCAUAUCGAUACUGAUCCCAUCCAGCUGAAUACAGAGAGCAAUCAUGCGUAUGUACUCAUGAGGAGUGACGACACUAAUCAAGGAAGAGGAUUCAGCCUGAAAUAUAACAUUCUCUGUAAGCGAAAUAUAACUGGCUUCGAAGGAGUCAUUGAAUCGCCCAACUUUCCGAACAAGUAUCCUAGCACUAUAGAUUGUUUGUGGACGAUAUCAGUCCCACCAGGGAACAAAAUAGACAUCGAAUUUUCCCACUUUGAAUUGGAGAACAAUCUGCUGUAUGAAAAUAAUAAAUCACAUGUUUGCCACUUCGAUUAUAUAGAUAUCAUCGAGCCCGAGGAUGAGCGUUCGUUGUCCACAAGAUAUUGUAACCAAAUGCCCGCGAAAAUGACCUCCAAAGGUUCGUCUGUGCAAAUUGCCUUCCACACGGAUGCUAGCAGUGAAAAGAGUGGCUUCAGACUAGAAUGGCACAUCAAUGGAUGUGGCGGGAUACUCACCAAACCGAAUGGAUUCUUCUCGUCACCCAACUAUCCCAAUGAAUAUCCGGCGAAUACGCAGUGUCACUGGACACUUUCCAUGCCGCCAGGCUACAGAAUAGAGCUGGCGAUAUACAAUUUCAAUAUGGAGUCAUCAGGCCAGUGUCGGUACGAUGGCCUCACUAUAUCGAACACGGAAGAUUUCCAACAAGUGAUCACGACCAUUUGCCACACACAGAAAGAUCCAAUAAAACUCACGAGUACAGGGCAUAUGCUGUAUGCUAAAUUUUUCAGUGAUCAUACGUAUACCUACAAGGGUUUUAUGGCUACCUAUACGAUGAUUCCAUCAAACUGCGGUGGUGUUCUGACGUCUCAUCAAGGAUUCAUCUAUUCUCCGAAUUAUCCCAAAAAUUAUCCGAGCAAUCAAUCUUGUGAGUGGACUAUUAGAACCGAUCCCGGCUAUACACUGCAGUUCCACAUUGAGGACAUUGGCAUGGUGAACACAGGAAAUUGCUCGAAGGACUACGUUCAAGUUUUUGAUGGUUCAGAGCAAGGCAACAGCAAACUGUUGAAUACUUACUGUGAUAGCGAAAAUAUAACUUCGUCUGUUUCCAGCGGGAAUCAGUUACUGGUCGUGUUCCAUUCGGAUCAAUCACUGGAGGCUAAAGGAUUCCGUGCAAAUUAUUCCACCAACUGUGGGGCCGCCGUAAAUGUCACGCAAGCGGGAAUUAUUUCGUUGGAAAACACCUACAAAAUAAGGUCCGAGAAUUGUACCUGGAUUCUAUCGGCGGAUGACCUGACGCGACACGUCACGCUCCAGAUCAUGCACAUGAACGUGGUCGAGGUGGACGGGAACUGUUUGGCAAAUUUGACCAUCCACGAUGGAAAUGGUAUCGAUGCUCCCAUCCGCUACAAUGGAUGCGGUAGUAAAAUACCCCCCGCCAUCGUCAGUAACGGGAACACACUCACAGUACACAUAACAUCCGAGGACUACAACUUGUACAACGUAAUGGGAAUGCAGUUUGUUGCUAGCUAUAUGGUGAUGGAUAACGUCUGCGGAGGAGAGCUCACAUCGUUCGCAGGUGAAUUCGCCUCUCCAAACUAUCCGAAUUCUGCUCCAAUGAACGUGGAAUGCGUCUGGCAGUUGAACGCAUCCCCCGGCAACAAGCUUCAGCUUUACGUUCAAUCGUUGAAUAUACUAGAGUCAGAGCAUUGCAAUACCGAUUACCUAGAGGUUCGGGAUGGCGUUGGGAAGCUGAUCGCAGACUACUGUGGCGAUAAUCCGACCAUCAAUCUUACUUCGUCGAACAGUUUCUGGGUCAAGUUCAGAACAAGUGAUCAGGGAGUGUCGAAGGGAUUCCUCGCGGAGUAUUCAUAUGAACAUUCCAACGAAGUUACUGGCAGAGAAGGGACAAUUGCAUCUCCUAUGUAUCCACGCGAUUAUGCGAGAAAUGAAGUUCAUUCGUGGAGAAUCAUUGUUGACGUUGGAUCUAUUAUUUCGAUGAAGUUCGACGCGUUCGAAAUCGAUGCGAAAUUUUACGAAUCAUGCGACGGACAGCUUGAGAUCUACGACGGUUAUGACGACUCGGCGGAACCACUGAAGGCGGAACUUUGUGGCCUAACAGCGCCGGAACCAUUCAAGUCGACCUCCAAUGUUGUUUUCAUUCGGCUCGAUCAUACGGAUGCUAACGGACCUUCCAGAUUUUUGCUGAACUGGGAACAGAUAGGAAAAUCGGAACAACCCGUUUACACAUCCAAUGUUGAUUACUUCUGCGGAGGUUACCAGAAGGUUAUAGUGUUGAACGACAGUGACUCGACCUACAAUCUCACAUCACCAGGAUAUCCCAAUGGGUACUUGACAAACUUGAACUGCAGUUGGAUUUUUCAGUCAGCGAUAUCGACUUUCCAUCCAUUCCUACAGUUGAACUAUGUUGAUUUGGAGGAAACCAAUGAAUGCUUAUCGGAUUAUUUGGAUAUUUCGACGUCGCCUGAUAUGCUCACAUGGUCCAAAUCGGACGUAAUAUGUACAUAUGGUUACAAAAUUAAAUCUUCAUUCCACGGAAAACCAUUUUUGAAGGUGGUAUUCAGAACGGAUUACUUUAACAAUCGUACCGGAUUCACAGGUAAGGUAUCCCUGCGAUGCGGCGGGGUAGUAACGGAACCAAAUGGUGUCAUUGAAGUGCCAUCCAGAGCCACACUCUACGGAAACGUUAACAGUCGUGCUUACGACCCUGUAUGUAUGUGGAAUAUUACUGUCCGCCCAGGGCGGGUUAUAGAGCUCCAGUUUGAGGUCCUUAGAAUCUCCAAACCACCAUCCGAAGGAUGCAUCGGAUUCGUUUCGGUUAAGAAUGGAAUGGAUGAAUUUUCUCCAUCAUUGGGGACGUUCUGCGGUAAUGAACUACCGGGGAAGGUCACUACGUCAAGCAAUAGGGCUUUCGUGAAAUUUGACAGCAAUCAGGUUACGUCAAAUGAAUUCCGGGUCGUUUAUCGAGAAGUAGGCCCACAAUGUGGGGGACAAAUACUGUUGACGAAAAUAAACUCGACCGUGGUAGCUACGCCAAACUUCCCAGAGAUACCACAUCCACACACGGAAUGUGUUUGGACGGUAAUGGCUCCAUCAGGCGAAAUCAUGAAGUACAGUUUUGAGCGAUUAAGUUUGAGAUACUCAGUUGGAUGCUCGAGUGAGUACGUGGAGUUGAGAGAUGGCGGUACAUCCAGCUCAAAAUCACUGCUCAAAUACUGUGGCCAUGAUUCGUAUCCCUCGCAAUUGACAACUUCCAAUGUUUUGAGAAUCCAUUAUUUCACCGAUAAUUCUGACCCUGGAAAUGGAUUCAAGCUACGGGUAUCACUUGCACAAUGCGGAGGCUCUAUUCGGGCCCCAAGCGGAACCAUUCAAUCGAAAAAUUAUCCUCUUCCCGGAGGAUACCCUAUGAACACUGUGUGCGAAUAUUAUAUCUAUGGUAGUUUAAAUACAGUGCUGAAUAUAACAUUCGAAGAUAUUCACCUUCCCACUGUUACGAACUGCUCGCUAACUGAUAAUAUCCAAAUAUAUAGUGUGAUUCCAGGAGAAAACUUUACAGACACAUUGAUUGGAACGUAUUGUGGUACAAAUGAUCCAUCGCCAAUAGUAACUGAAAACAAUCAAGCGAGAAUUGUUUUCACCACAUUCAACACAAGACCAAUCAAUCGUGGAUUCAAACUAACGUUCAGUUCUUCCAGCACUCCGUGUGGUAGUGAAAUCAACGCACCGUCCGGUGAAAUCGCAAGUCCCGGAUAUCCUGACAACGGGUUGAAAUUCAAAAAAUUCUGCGAGUGGAAGAUCACUGUCCCCGAGGGAAGACGAGUGAAGAUUGAGUUCAUCGAUCUGGAUCUAUCUACGUAUGGUGUAAGUUAUCUGCAGCACCUUGUUUUCUACCAUGGGUUCGAUCACUCAGCACGCAUAAGGUACGUUACGGCUGGGUACGACAAGCAACCGAUUUACUCCAGCAACAAUAAAAUGCUCAUCAAUUUCUGGUCCCGUGUAUCUUCGGGACAUAGAGGAUUCAAGUUGCGUUUCAGUAGCGACGAGCCAUCGAUUUGCGUUGGUAAUCUAGGUGGUUCCGAGGGAAUAAUUGCCACUCCGAUCAAUCAGACAAGCUACUUGUGCGAAUACAGUCGAACGACGGCUUCAUUUUUCGAUACAUCCAAACGGAUAGGAACUCUCGCUAUGCAUUUCAGUGACAUGAAGGCGGGACCAUAUCUUAGCCCAUGUGCCCUAAACACUAGAGGCAUCUUCGUCAAACGCGGCAAUAGUCCAACCUAUCUGAAAAAAUACUGCGGCGAUGGAACGGAAGCCGAUGUGGUCAGGUCUCCGUUCCCUGAUGUCUCAAUCCUAGCCCGGCAGGGUGUUUUCCUGGGCGAGGUGAGAUUUAAACUGGAAUAUCGAGUUCAUACUUGUGGAGGAAUGUUCGGAAGUGAGCUAAAAAGCCUUAUGCUACCCGAUUUGCUGAAUAAAACUGGUCCCCUGGAGUGUGCCUGGUAUGUGGAAUAUCCAGAGAACACCAUGAUCAACAUUGAGUUUGCCAACUUCCGCCUGAGUCAAUCCUGUGACGAAGAGUACCUACUGAUAUACAAUGGUCCUACCGCAAUGAGCCCUCUUUUAGGACGCUACUGUAGUGGCGCGGGUGUUGAGCCUAUUUCAACUCAGGGACGACAUGUCUUCAUAGAGUACCACUCGGGAAACGUGACCCGCAGUGGCAGUUUUGAACUCAAAAUGUCCCAGAUGGUAGCUGGAUGUGGCGGAACGCUGUAUAAAAGUACAGAUGUUUUCGGAUCACCAAGCGUGAACGGCAAAUACCAAUCAAACACGGAAUGCGUUUGGACGAUCCGUGCCAAUAAUGGUUUUCAUAUCGGGUUCAGCUUUGUUGGAAGGUAUAACAUCGAAAAAAGUGUAAACUGUUCCAAAGAUUACGUUGAAAUUUUCGACCGUAAAGGGGAUGAAUGGAUGAGCUUGGGGCGAGUCUGUGGAAAGGAAAUCCCUAGUACCUACAACUCGACUGGAUCCAUGAUGAGAGUGUUGUUCCGAUCAGACGAUACAGUCGAAGGAGAUGGAUUCACGAUAAAAUGGGAACAGAACUGCGGCGGAAUCUACCCGGUUGAGCAGGAAACUGGCAUAAUAACUAGUCCUAACUAUCCACUGAACUACGACCGUAUGACCACAUGUAACUAUACCUUCCUGACGAAGGAGAAGGACACCUUUAUCAGUUUGAACUUCCUCGAUUUUUCACUCGAGAAUGGUCCACAAACGUCGAUCUGUAUCUAUGAUAACGUCACAAUUUAUAAACAAAUGGAAUAUAGCGACCCACUGGUUUGGGAGAAAGUCGGAACCUAUUGUAAACAAAACUCACCUGGAAGCAUGAGGAUCAAAAAUCGGGCCGCAAUUUUGUUCCGAAGUGACCGAUGGUUAGAAUCACGAGGCUUCAAAUUCGAAUAUAAACUCAAUAAGUGUGGCGGUUUAAUCACCAAAUCAAAACGGAUAGAAAAUCCCGAAACGUUCAGCGCAACGAGUGGCUUUGGAAAUGGUAUAAGCUGCAUAUGGAAUAUAACAAUUCCGGACGGGAAAAAGGUGGUGAUUCGUUUUGAAGAGCUUGAGCUCGACCACUCCGAUAUGUGUUAUUACGAUUAUGUGCAUGUGUACAAAGGUCUUGAACGCACGUCGGACCAAAAAUUGGCAUCAUUGUGUGGAAAUUUAACCGGCCAUGCACCGGCUAUCACCAUAAAAGGAGGUCACGGCGUUGUCCACUUCAAUUCGGAACAAUAUACACCCAGCAAUCCUCGAUUCUCGGCGCUCGUACUAUUCGCAGACGAUUGCGACCGCGAGAUAACACUUGAUCAGAGUUCUAGAACAUACAAUCUGUCAUCAUCGAGCAGUGACAACAACAAAGUCCAGGACUGUCAGUUCAUAUUCAAAGCACCCGAUGGGUUCGGGGUUCAACUAUCAUUCGAUCUGUUUCACAUGGAAAUCUCAGCGAACGCCAGCGGUUGUACGGAAAACUUCAUCGAAGUGCGUGAUGGUUUGGGACCGUUCGCAGAACUUAUUGGAAAGUAUUGCGGUCACACCAAACCACCCACAGCAAGCACCUUCAGUUCGUCAAUGUACCUACGAAUGGUUACUGAUUCUUCACAGCGGGGAAAAAGCUUCAAGGCGGUGGUUUCGAUAGCGGAGUCACCGUGUGGAGCAGGCUUCCACGAUUUAUCCAACAACCAGCCGCUGAUUUUGAAGAGUUCUAAUUUUGGCACCGGUAAUUAUCUCCCCAACAGCAGAUGCAUGUGGAUUUUGGAGGUUCCAGCAGGAAAAACUAUCAACAUCGAGUUCCUUGAUUUUAAACUGCAAGAUUACAGUGAUGAGCGAGAGGAAUGUCCCGAUCGGGUGGAAUUUUUCGACACGAAUGUGAAAUCAAUUGUAUACGAAGGCCUCGGCGAGGACGUGUUAUUCAGAGGCAAAUCAACCUUCUCUAAAACAGCGUCAUUCUAUCAUGGCACUCGUAACCCAAAUGGGCAUCACAUCUAUUGUGGCGACUCAACACUUCCCUCCGUUUAUCAUUCUUCAUCGAACAAAAUCUAUGUUCGAUUUGAGAGCGAUGCUUCGGUCGAAAACAAGGGCUUCCGGUUGAGCGCCCAGCAGAAUUAUGUUUGCAGUAGAAACUUCACGAGAUUGCAGGGUCGCAUCAGCAGUUUUUAUAUGAACAAACAGGAAGAUUGCACGGUUUCCAUCCAAGUGCCCGAAAACUAUACAAUUGCGUUGUUCUUCACAAACUUUUUCGUUUAUUAUACCAAAUGUGACAAACAAGCGAUCAAAAUUUACGAUGGUUUAGGAACAGAUAAACUGUUGGCGUCGCUAUGCCAACAUGCCUUGCCAAAUCCAAUAUUUUCGGAGGGAAAUGCGAUCCGGAUUAAUAUUCCCCGAGAGGGAGCAGACUAUGGGUCAAGCACAUUCGACAUAACAUAUGUUGCAACCGAUCAAGGAAGGGGGUGUGGAGGAGAGCUAUUCAAUUAUGGAGGAGUUUUCAGCAGCCCGUUGUAUCCCAACAACAAUCGAACGAGAAUCGAGUGCAUUUGGACAAUUUCCGUUCCCAAUAAUAUGCAGGUUGCGUUGAAGUUUGAUACUUUCGAUAUGGGCAGCAAAACAACGUGUGGAACGGAUUAUGUACAACUGUUGGAGACGAGAGGGGACACGAGAAGAGUUGUGCGGCAGCAUUGCGGCGGAGAGACUCCGGCCAUUUUCAGAAGUGAAGGCAGCGUGAUGCAGGUGUUGUACAAACAGACUCAGAACUUUGGGGGCACCGGCUGGCUGGCGAAGUUUAUGGCGGUCGAAAAGGGGGCUCAUGUGACUGAAUGGUAAUCUAUUUAUUAGGUAUAUAUCAUAUUUUUAUAUUGAACUAACAAAUUAGUUUCCGAAAAUAAAACGAAAACGACAGGCUAUCAUAUUCAAAUAUUCAAUGUUAUGUUGCAGAAGUCAUAAGAAGAUAUACAAUAAAGCAUGUUUCAAAAAAUAUACAACAUUCCAAGUUGUUACCUACAAAACGUCUUUGAUUAAAAAUUAUACCUAAAUCAUA